AGACAGACAGCAGCUCAACUUCCCGCAGUCCCUCAUUCUAAACCCGGGCAACCUUGUAACAUCACAUUGUCCUUUUCUACUUUUACCCUCUUUUACUUUAUUCUACCAGACCUUCCCUGCAACUUUACGCCAACAUCACCAUGACUCGUGCCCAGCAGACUCUCUCCGUUCUCCUACUUGUCUCCUCGCUCUACUUAGUCCUCUACCUUGGCCUCGUCCCUCUCAACGAAACAGUCCAGACUGAAGUCAUCCCUGUUCUCCCAUUCUACGCACUAAUAUGUUUUGGCUGUUAUCUUCUCGGCCGGCUGGGUCUGGCCAUCCUGACAUUCAAUGACGUGCCCGAGGCGCAUGACGAGCUACAGAAGGAGAUCGAACAGGCCAAGGCCGAACUGCGCAGAGCGAAUGUCGACGUCGAUUAAAUAACAGCGAACCCCCUUCACUUCCCAAUACCAUAUCAGUUUUUUCUUGUUGAUUCGGCUGGUUUGUGCAAUAUGGUGGUCUGGUUUUCCUGGAUGGGGGCGGGUUAUUACUACUAGCUCCUUGCAAUGUUAGGUUUUCCUGGGGCAAAAAGGGCCCUUGGAGCCUUGUUUAUUUUCUGAUCUGUAUGUGGAAGUGUGUUUUACCCCAUUGAACUACUGAAGUAAACUGUUAUCUUAGUCUGAGUAAUUGGGUUUCCAGCGGUCGAGUUCGGUUUGGUAUGUUU
Aspergillus welwitschiae is the source of this 703-nucleotide messenger RNA. RefSeq names its product dolichol-phosphate mannosyltransferase subunit 3. Gene Ontology annotation, biological process: GPI anchor biosynthetic process. The coding region runs from base 141 to 419 and encodes 92 amino acids. The transcript is spliced from 3 exons. The record is from RefSeq and is a predicted model, not a curated record. Gene Ontology annotation, cellular component: endoplasmic reticulum membrane; dolichol-phosphate-mannose synthase complex. Lineage: Eukaryota; Fungi; Ascomycota; Eurotiomycetes; Eurotiales; Aspergillaceae.